Molecule: messenger RNA, 592 nt
Organism: Hyposmocoma kahamanoa
Lineage: Eukaryota; Metazoa; Arthropoda; Insecta; Lepidoptera; Cosmopterigidae
Exons: 5
Coding region: 38-472 (144 amino acids)
Molecular function (GO): odorant binding
Source: RefSeq, a predicted model, not a curated record
UCGUCAGUCAUUUGCUCUUGGAAAUAGUAGCCACAAAAUGAUAAUGAAAUACGUUCUGUGUUUGGCUGUUUUGGUUGUGUCACUAAGAAAUGUUAAAGCCCGUCUUAGUGCAGAAAGUGAGACGGCACUUACGGAGUAUGGUCAAGGAUAUUUGAGUGAAUGCGCUAAAGAGUUAAAUCUGGAUUUGGAGCACCUAAAACCUAGUGAUAUUCAGGAUAAAGAUAAAUGCCUCUUUACAUGUACUGCAAAGAAGAUGGGUGUGAUAAACGGAGAAGGUAAAUUUGACUUAGAUAAAGUACUUGAAAUAUUGGUGGGACUUGUUAAAAACCUUGAGGAUUACAAGACUUUGGAAACCAUCGCAAAAUCUUGUAUUUCAGUAAACGAUGAAAAAGUGAGUGAUGGGGUCAAGGGAUGUGAAAGAACAUUUCUUGCUGUCUCCUGCGUCACCAAACAAAAGGAAUUGCUUGAAUAAGAUGUCUACCAUUGAAUGACAAGAUGCACAAUACUAUGUACCCGAUGGACAUGAUGAUUAUGGAUAUUGCUUGGUUUGUAGUUUUUGCAAAAAUAAACGCAAUCCUAUAUUGUAUUUUCG